Acinonyx jubatus (cheetah) is the source of this 1579-nucleotide messenger RNA. Its product is annotated as translation initiation factor IF-2-like. The transcript is spliced from 4 exons. Lineage: Eukaryota; Metazoa; Chordata; Mammalia; Carnivora; Felidae. The record is from RefSeq and is a predicted model, not a curated record. Bases 1 to 1179 code for a protein of 392 amino acids.
AUGGAUGAGGGAGGGUUGGGGAAGAGCGGGUCAGUAGCGGGAACUGCGUGGGAGGAAGCGGCUCAGCCCCAGCAAGCGUCAGGUAGAAAAGUGUCCGCUUUCGACAUUGGAACAUCACCUUCCUCGUCUUCCCCGAACACCUCCCGCUGUGCUCCCCCUGGGGUAACCCACCUGAACUCGAGUUCAACUCCCUCCGAAGCCAGCGUGCUGGCGGGCUCCACGCGGAUCCAGGGACUCCGGAACACAACUCCUGUUCGGAUGGAGGUCCACAAACUCCUGGAUGCUCACGCGCGGUCUCAACUGUCUCGGCAGGCGGCGGCUGGCGAGCGGGGAGCCCGCUGGAAGGGAGGCUACAGAUGUCAGCGGAGUCCAGCCAGGGAGUGGAGGCGCCGUGCCGCUUCGCCUCGCGCAGCCCCGGGAACGUGCUCUUCCGCGAAGGCGGUGUUUUGCGCGUCCCCUCCCGCGAAGGGGACGGAGGCCGGCGAAGCCGAGUCUGCGCCGGGCCGGGCUGUGGGCGAGGGCGCCGGGGAGGGCGAGCCGCAGGCGAAGCAGCGCCGCGCUAGCUCCGGGCUGGCCGCUCCGCGCUCGCUGGCGCCUGCCUUCCGCCGAGACGCUGCCGGUGCCGACCACGUGCGGGAGCCCGAGCCCGAGCCCGGGAGGGGAGGGCGGGCCGCCGACAGGGGGUGGGCAAUUCCGCCCAGCUUCCAGAUCCUAUAUAAACAAACCCUGGCGCGGGCAAGAAGAGGAGGGCGAAGACGCCGCGGGACGCGGACUUGCGGCUCCCAGCCUCCGCGGAGCCGCUCUUGCUCGCCCUGGGCUGCUCGGGCCGACCUCACACCGGCAGAGAUACCAGCUCCCCCACUCAUCUCACCCCAGAGGUGCCAGGCCAGAGACUCCGGAGGAGAAGUCGCCGGCGCUCGCGGGUUUACCCCGAUUCGUCCAUGGUGCGGGCGGGAGCGCGGCGAGCCGGGACGCGGCGGCAGCGGCAGGAGGCAGAGGCGAACCCUGGAGGGGCCGGUCCCGCCGAGAGGGGCUUCCUGGGCACGUGUCCCGCCGCUCAGGCCAGAUGCACCAACGCCCCUGAGCGCGCACGACGAACCUGGGCAGCCUCUGCAAGACACCUGCGUGCCUAGCAACGUGCACCGGCCACUCUUGGGGUCCAGAGCUCGUAACUCCUGAAGGAAUGGGGGCUUAGCUGAGGCGACAUGCAUGCAUGUAGUGCCCCCUGUUAUCAGCCUUGUCUCGAACCAAAAAGAAACGCCAUGGCCAGCUCUUUGUUACCAGCUAGAUGUGAUGCCCACAUACUUGGGAUGGAUGAGACUGUGGGCCCUAGAACGGCUUUUUGGUAUUUUCUCUCUUCUUUCCUUCCUCUCUUCUUCAUCUCUCUCGCGCGCUCCCUCUCUGUUCUCCACCCCCUCCCUCUGCCUCCCACUUCCACUCUCUCUAUCCUUUUCUCACUUGAGAAAGACACUGAUGUGAGGGUGAAGAGUUAUGCCUUCAACUCCUCACAUAAUUUUAAAAUGUAUUUGAACAAUAUAUGUUGGCAGUAUGACUGCAUGAAUAAAGCUUUGUGCUGCAA